Messenger RNA from Schistosoma rodhaini, 2141 nucleotides. The record is from the annotation of a GenBank genome assembly. NCBI's taxonomy places the organism in Eukaryota, Metazoa, Platyhelminthes, Trematoda, Strigeidida, Schistosomatidae.
CAAACACAUAACAACCGCUUACUUUGAAAUUAUCUCAACGGUGAACACCAGAUGGAGAAAUGUGAUCUAACACCUUCAGAGAUUUCUCGAUACAGCAGACAGCUCAUUCUUCCUCAGUUUGGUGUUUCAGGUCAACUAAAACUUCGAUCUGGACGUGUACUUAUUGUGGGAUGUGGAGGUCUUGGAUGUCCAGCCGCAGUUUACCUUGCCGCUGCUGGAGUUGGCACAAUUGGUCUUGUUGAUGAUGAUAAAGUUGAAUUAAAUAAUCUUCAUCGUCAAGUUGCACAUUCAGAAUCGACAAUAAAUAUGUUGAAAGUUAAUUCACUUGCGAAUAGAUGUAUGGAAUUAAAUUCAGAAGUUAAUAUACAAGCACAUGAAAUUCACUUGGAUCACAUGAAUGCAGUUGAUAUUAUAAAAACAUAUGAUGUAGUUGUAGACUGUUCAGACAACUUGGCAACACGUUACCUUAUUAAUGAAGCCUGUGCAGUAACUGGACCUAAACCAUUAGUGAGUGGUAGCGCCUUACGUUUGGAAGGACAAAUGACUGUAUAUCUUACCAAGCGAAUUCUCUCCUCAGAGGAAGUGUUGUCUUCAAGUGACCUUCCUGCUGAGUAUCGAGCUCCAUGUUUUCGUUGCCUUUAUCCUGUUCCACCACCGGCAAGUAGUGUUCAAGGUUGUUCAGAAGCUGGUGUUUUUGGGGUAGUUCCAGGUAUAAUCGGCACUAUGCAGGCUGCUGAAGUCAUCAAAAUACUAACUGGUGUUGGUGAUGUUCACACGGGUAGACUAUUUCUUUUGGAUGUUGAGCGUAAUUUGACUCGUUCAGUAAAAUUAAGGGAACCUCGACCAGAUUGUCCUGUCUGUGGAAAUGAUGCAGUGAAAAACAGUGUAGACAGACCUUUAACUAAUUAUGUUUUAUUCUGUGGAACACCCAGUUGUGACAAGCCGCGCAAUAUGAAUAUGAGAAUGGACAAUCACCGUAUUACUGUUCAACAAUUAAAAGGCUACAUUGACUCUCAAUUGCCAUAUUUACUUAUCGAUGUUCGUCCGAAAACUGAAUUCGACAUAUGUCAUCUAAAGUCAUCUAUGCUUUUUGUACAAACGAUUUGGUUGCGCGAUGUAUCCCAUUCAUUUAUUAAAAAUAUGGCCGUCCAGUACUUCAAGGUUUGCAAUAGUGGUCUAGCUUAGAACGACUCAUGAAGUCAACUGUUAAAAAUAUUAAAAAUACCACAAGAAUUAAUUUUUUGUGUCCCCGAAUUCACAUAAAAUCUAAUCACUCAUUAUCUAUGAUUGUAACUUGCCUGCAGAUAUCGGUUUUUUUCUGGCGAGAUGUAAAUACUCACUAUGGUGUAUUUCAUGACUUGAUAAUAGACAUAACGCACCUGGCUACUUAAUCAUCAAAUCUUGAAUGUUUUAAUCUCAUGAAAUUAAGUUUGAUAUGAACUGUUGAACCUGCUAAUAGUCUUUAGUACUCAACAUGUAAUUACAAUACAAUACAUUUUCUAUACAGAGUAUCUUCCUGACGUCCAUAUAACGUUACGAUUUACUGAUAAUUUCCUUUCCCUUCAGUAAAGAUUCCAGUCUAGGGAUUAUUAUAAUAACUAAUUGAUUUCUAAUGAUUUAACUUAUUAUCUAUCGGUGAAUAAUAUAUGAUAAAUACUAAUUUUUUUGUAGAUGUACCCGUAAGUGAACUUUUUCGUGAUUCAGUCAUAUCAGAAAUUCGACAAAUGAUUGAUACCCAAAUUACCAAAGGAGCUACUCUACCUUUUCCUGUAAUUCUCUUGUGUUAUCGUGGUAAUAAGUCGGCAGAAGCUGCACCACUUUUGAAAAGCGCACUAUUAUCUCUCCGAUGUUCGAAUUCUGACCAUGAUCUAAAUGGUAAAAUUAAUCAUUCGAUACAAGAAGAGUUAAACAGUUUUAAUACUGAAUCAAAUCCUAGUGAAUUUAUAGUUUGUGAUGUUGCUGGAGGUCUUUCUGCAUGGGCACUGGAGAUCGAUCCCAACUUUCCUACAUACUGACUCGCUCAAACAGUUAUUAUUUUUAUUAAACUAGACAAUCAUGCAAAAUUUCAACUUAAUUGAUAUUUCAUUUGUACUUAUAUGAAUAAAGUUGGUUUGUACAUUAUAUAUAUAUAUUCCUAAUUA